Messenger RNA from Closterium sp. NIES-67, 2072 nucleotides. The record is from the annotation of a GenBank genome assembly. Lineage: Eukaryota; Viridiplantae; Streptophyta; Zygnematophyceae; Desmidiales; Closteriaceae.
GAGGAGCGAGGCGACAGAAAGCUGGAGACAAGGAAACAGGGACAUCGAGGUAAUGGGCCUUCCUGCCCCAAAACCAACUCCACCCAACACAAUCCACGGCACUAGUCUAGUCUACGACGCAGAUCAGACACGACUCAAGUAUCCCCCGCUCACUCUCACGUCUAUCCCGCCUCGUCGCGCGCACCAAACGGGAAGCUGCUCUGUUCUAAACCGCGAUCCGCGCCACAGCUCUAACCUUGCGACCUCUCUAGCCCAGAAACCAGCGCGAAAUCAGCGCUGCCGCUAAACCUUUGCCGCGCUCCUCACUGCGGUCUCCCCGCGCCACUCACGCAACGCCCCCCCGAUUCACCCUCGCUGCCCUUCUGUCAUCUCCUACUCUCCCCCUUGCCCUGGGGUGGAAAGGAGAGCGGAGUGAGCAUGGGAAAGCGGGAGAGAGGCGACGUGGUGUGCGGAGUCAACCAAGAACAAUACCCCGUAACAAAGUUAGGGGUGUGAUUUUGGCCAUGGAGGAUAUUGUGGGGAAGGGUAUGGGGUGCAUAAGCUGGGUUGAUGUGAAGAUGCAACGAGGGUGACAGAAGGGAUCUCGUCUGGAUUGCCGAGUUACAAUGCAUUAGCCUGUAAUUAUUGACGGUGGCCUGUAUUUGCAGCCAUCAAGUGUACCUUGACCCAAAGAGCCUUGGUUAUGGAUGACGAUAAUGUUUGAAUGAAAUAGACUUCACAGCACUGCAGCAUGUCUUUGGCUCCUCUGUAGAUAAUCACCCCCUCAACACCAACCCUCUCCCAUGCUGUCUUGUCUUCUUUCAUCACCUACUCCAUACCAUCUAUCUAUGGCUGCCUCAUAAUCCCCCGACUUGGCCAGGCCCUCUAAUCACAUGGCGGAUGGGAGCAUGCAGGCGUGGCUGGAGGAGGGGAGCAGAGUACGGAAGAAGGGGAGGAGGGGGGGGAAGGGAGGGCGCAUGGGAGAUGGAAGCGGGGAAAGGCAGGGAUCGGAGCGGGGAAAGGCGGGGAUCGGAGCGGGGAUAGGCGGGAAUCGGAACGAGGAAUGGCGGGGAUCGGAGCAGGGAAAGGCGGGGAUCGGAGCGGGGAAAGGCGGGGAUCGGAGCGGGGAAAGGCGGGGAUCGGAGCGGGGAAAGGCGGGGAUCGGAGCGGGGAAUGGCUGGGAUCGGAACGGGGAAAGGCGGGGAUCGGAGCGGGGAAAGGCAGGGAUCGGAGCGGGGAAAGGCGGGGAUCGGAGUGGGGAAAGGCGGGGAUCGGAGGGGGGAAAGGCGGGGAUCGGAGUGGGGAAAGGAGGGGAUCGGAACGGGGAAAGGCAGGGAUAGGAGCGGGGAAAGGUGGGGAUAGGAGCGGGGAAAGGAGGGGAUUGGAAAGGGCGCAUCGGCAUGUCGUGACCCCACCAGCGAAUGAACAUAGCGCCGGCAGGCAGGGCUGCGUGAGCUGAAUAAUGCCCCGCUGCGUGGUUCACGUCCCUCUAUAACUCGCAGUUAUCUGAAAAUAGCGCGUGCACGGUGUUUACUCGACGGGAAGGGUGGGGGACAACGUUUUGACCUAAGAGUGCAGAGUAAACUCCGAGGCACUUUGCAUCUUGGUGGGUUGGUGAGAUGCGCGUUCUGCAGUGCUGACCCUGCGUCGUAUAACUGUUGCUUGGCCAAUCACCUAUUUGCGCUUGCCAAGUUUCCCCCUCUCGCAGGCCAUCAGGGUUAACAAGUUUCCUGUGUGGGGGCAUGUCAAGGGUUCGCCCGUUUGAAGGUUCAAAAUCCUUUGAACCUUAAAGUUAUUGUAUACUUUCGCUUUAAGUAGCGGGUCAGCGCGCCCAUAGCCCUCUAGGCAUACCAGCCUAUGGCCCUUCCAAGGAUCUUCUAGGGCGACCCUAGCGAGUCUCUUGACAGAUGUAUGACUGUUGCUUAGAUAUGUGGUUGUUUGGUUGUUGCUGUCUGCAGUGGCAGCAGCAAUGUCAAGAAAUGGGCCAAGCUUGCCAUUAGAUGAACGGGAAAGUGUCCAUGUGCUAAAUGUGUUACACUGGGAUAACAUGCACGAAGCCCAUGGGUUAUACAGUUAAUGGGGUGGUUUGUAGU